This is a messenger RNA of Oreochromis niloticus (Nile tilapia), 5128 nucleotides long. RefSeq names its product myocyte enhancer factor 2ca (gene mef2ca). Lineage: Eukaryota; Metazoa; Chordata; Actinopteri; Cichliformes; Cichlidae. The record is from RefSeq and is a predicted model, not a curated record. The transcript is spliced from 13 exons. Gene Ontology annotation, molecular function: RNA polymerase II cis-regulatory region sequence-specific DNA binding; DNA-binding transcription factor activity, RNA polymerase II-specific; protein dimerization activity. Bases 572 to 1981 code for a protein of 469 amino acids. Gene Ontology annotation, biological process: cell differentiation; positive regulation of transcription by RNA polymerase II.
CUGCUCAGUGCAGAGAAAGAGCUCAGAUCCAAACACUGCCCAGUUCUGGGUACCCCUUCUUCUAAGCCAGCUGGUCUGGCUUAAAAUCUCUUCUUGUAUUUGAGUUCUGUUUUUUCUUUUAUAAAAAGAAUCCUUUCUUGUUUGAUACAAGGGAUUGACUGAGCAAACCCACAGCUGGAGCUGCUGGGGAACCUUCCAGGUGAAGACUGAACCAAAGGCACUGGUGCUCGUUGACAGUCAGAAGCGCGUGCUCUAGGAGGAGACUCACCGAUGGAGUGAACCGCUGGACGGAAGGAAGUCACAAAUAAUUAGACAUGCGGGAGUGAGCGUGGAGUUCAGAGUCCGGAUCGGUAGUCGACUUGCCCUCCGGUUCAGGCUGGUGGAGUCACUCGGGACCUUUCCUGUACCGUCGCCGCUCCGCCUCAGGAAUGUUUCCGUUGUGCUGCAGCAGCGCAGGAACCACACAACAGUUCGAAAGUGAGAAGUGAAAAAGCGUGAGGACUUGGAAGUAAAUCGAAGGAACCUGAAAAUACGACAGUUUUGAAAAAGAAGAAAAGUCAACGAUAAAAAGAUGGGGCGAAAGAAGAUCCAGAUAGCACGGAUUAUGGAUGAACGGAACAGACAUGUGACUUUCACUAAGCGUAAAUUUGGCCUAAUGAAGAAAGCUUAUGAGCUCAGUGUGUUGUGCGACUGUGAGAUUGCCCUGAUCAUCUUCAACAGCACCAACAAGCUGUUUCAGUAUGCCAGCACAGACAUGGACAAAGUUCUGCUGAAAUACACCGAAUACAAUGAGCCACACGAGAGCAGGACCAACUCUGACAUUGUGGAUACCCUGCGAAAGAAGGGUUUAAACGGCUGUGAAAGCCCUGACAUCGAGGCUGAUGACUCUGCUGGCCAGAGCCCAGAGUUGGACGAUAAAUACCGGAAGAUCAAUGAAGAUAUUGACCUGAUGAUCAACCGACAGAGAAUCUGUGGUCUGCCCUCCUCCAACUAUGACAUGGGUAUAUCCAUCCCAGGCAGUAAUCAGGGUGGGCUGCUCUACUCCCAUCAGGGCAUAGGGGGCAGUCUAGGUAACCAUAGCCUGCUGCCCAUCUCUCACUCAUCUCUGCAAAGAAACAGCAUGUCGCCUCAACGUCCUUCCAGCACAGGAAAUGCAGGACUGAUGGGUUCAGAGCUGUCGAGCACUGUUUUGUCAAGUGUGGGAAACGACAGCUACAGCAACCACUGCACCUCCCCUGGACUGCUGUCUCCAGGAGGCACCCCCAAGAACAUGCAGGAUAAAAGUCCUUCAAUGAACAUGAGCCGUAAACCUGACCUGCGAACACUGAUGCCCCCUUCCAACAAGUGCAACAACAUACCAGCUGUUUGUGAGGACUUUGACCUGAUGUUGAACCAGAGAAUAAAUCACUCCCAGACAGCUCAGACCUUGUCAACCCCUGCUGUCACUCUCUCUGCCACCACUAUCCCCAGUCAGGGGAUGGGUGGGUACCAGUCUGCACUUUCCUCAUCUUAUGGCACAGAUUUCUCCCUCAGCAGUGACCUGCCAUCGCUGUCCGGUUUUGGAGGUUCUGUUCUGGGGUCAGUGAACUGGCAGCAACAGCAGAUACAGAAUCUACAGCACUCAGCACUGGGACACAUGGGGAACUUGUGCCAGAACUCAAACCUAAACCUCUCCUCUGCCCAUCAAAACGUCCACAUCAAGUCUGAGCCAGCCUCUCCUCCCAGAGACCGGAUGAUUGGAACAGGACUUGAAGGAGGCAUGACCACGGUUGGAUACUCCACCACAGGCCGGGGGUCCCAUGAACAAGGGCGUUCCCCUGGUGACAGCGUGUCCAGCUGUGGGAGCUCAUAUGAAGGCAGCGAUGAGCGAGAGGAUCACCAUGGGAACGACAGCUUCCUCCUCCACCCCCUGUCCAGUCAUGAAGAGCACCACAGCCCGUCAGUUAAACGGAUGAGGCUAUCAGAAGGGUGGACGACAUGAUCACAGCCUCUCUACAGCCAGGGAAGGAGUAUUAGUAAAGUUACCGCAUAGUGUUAUUAUCAUUAUUAUUAUUAUUAUUAUUAUUAUUAACAUCAUAUUCUUCUUGUACUGAGUGGGUGUGCUAUAUGUGUAACAUGUACAUGGGGGUGGGAGCUCCUAUGUGUGGAUACAGUGAUUGCUCAGCUGUAUUUCCAGCAUAUACUCUUGGUAGACUUCACACUAAUGACUCCUUGAAGUUCAGAACCAGUUUUCAGACAUCGAGAAAGAAAAGGAAGAAAACAGUUUGACUUAAAUCCAACUUUUUACAGUUUUCAGAGCUUCAUAUUGUCCAAGGAAGUUUUUAUUCAUUUAUUCAUUUGAUAGUAAAAGUGAACCAGGCCAAUCCCAACCAGACCCAGAUUCUAAAACAUCCAAAAGCUUUAAAUGACAGAGUUCAGUCAAAUUAAAGAAGUGCUCAGUGAGUUAGACGAGACUGUUGUCUGGCCCUAAAAGUGUUCAUAAACACUCACCACAGGCAGAUGUUCAUAUCAUUCAUUUCCUGAGUUUCUGACGUUGAGGUCAGUGAAUAUAUGAAUAAUCCCAGAGUCAAGAAAAAUGGGUGUAUUAGAGGAAUUUAGGAGUGUAAAAAGAACAAUAUAAAAAUUCUCCUGAAAAGGAAAUACUUCAGUAAAUCACAAAUAUGUGAAAAAAUUUAAAACUAGUUUAAACUUCAACUAGUACAAAGCAAAAAAGUAAGAAGGAAAUAUCCAACUGUUUUCAUUCAUAAGUAAAAGCUUGAAAUUGUUAAGAGUUUCUUUUUUUUCCCCCACCUUUUCUACAAACACUGUUGGUCCAGGAUAUCAUUCGGGAGAAAAACAUAUUGAAGCUGUCAGAGGGGCUGUUGGUGUACAUGUAUUGCUUGUUUUAUGUGUGUGUGUUUGUGUGUGUGGGUAUAAGCAAAUAACGUAUGUACAUAUGUGCCAGAUAUGUGCAUAUGUAUGCAAAGCAACAAAAAGAUCAAGGUGAGAAAAUCUGGUACUCUGAAUAGUGACGCUAAUGGUGAAUUUAAUGUCAGGUGGCUAAAUGGAGCAUCAGUUCACUGCUGCAGGUACAAUAUAUUUAUGCACAUAAUCAAUCACUCAUGUAACCAGAACGUAUGGAAAGUAAAGUGUGGCGAAGAAAAUGGGUUGAAAAAAUGGGAGUAUGAGUAAGUGCAGGAAGAGAAAGUGAUGUCGAAUCAUGAGAGGUUUCAUUGUGAAGGAGAAGAAAGUGAUCUGGAACAAGCUGGACAGAAAACAAGUUUAUUUGAUGUAAAGACAAUUUCAGAGCAAAAGAGGGGACUGCAGUUAAUUCAGAUAUGAUACCAAAAACAUUAGAAAACACUGAAGCAAAAAAAGCUGUGAUUGGAAGUAACUGAGUAAGUAAUUCUGUCAAUGACCCACCUCAAAGUACUUCAGUUAAAAUGUCAGUCACACAGGCUACAUAUGCACAAAAUUAUGUAUAUUAGCAGAAGGAAGCUAAAAGAUGUAGGAAUUUUAUUAUUAAUUAGAAUUAUAUCAUUAAUUAUUAUUAUAUAAAUAAUAAUAAUUUCCUCUUAGAAAUGAAGAAAUUAGACCCAAAAUCUGGUUCUAUAUGCAGUUAGUAAAAUUAAACCAUAGAUUCACUUACUUUCUUUUUAAAAUGUUCAAAUGUAAGUAAUCUGAAGUGAAGUAUAGUUCACAAUUUGGUAUCCAGUUUAUAAAAAGACAAUCUAAAAGUUGUUAUUCCUAAGAAAACAAACGAGGUCGUGUGUGGAACCAGACAGCAGAGGGCGCUCGCGUGAGGCGACUGCAGCAAUGAAACUGUUAUUCGUGUCUUUGUAAUUGAUGCAUGAAAGUUAGCAUGUGCUGAUAGCUUUGCAGGAUUUAGCAGUCAGGGUGAGGAUCCUAAAAGCCAUAUUGACUGGGACAAGUGAUGCUUUGCUGCACAGAGUUUGUAGUGUAGUGGUUUUCAAACUAAACUUGAGUCUUUUCUUGUUAGAUCAGAUUGAUAUUUUUGGAUGUCUGCAGUCCCAUUUAAUAACAAUGAUAUAAAAAGCAGCAGCAGAAUGCACACAUGCACACCGUUUCCCAUCAGAUGUUCAGGGAGACUUUACGUUUGCUCUAAGGUAGAAAAAAGUUUGUUUAGCUGGUGUCAGACCCAACGUGAUCUCACAGCGACGAUCCGUCAGAGCACAAAGGACAAAGCUCCUGUUUUCCACUUACCACUUUAAUCAUUUUUAAAUACUAGCAGUGGUGGAAGAAGUCCUCAGGACGGUUAAGUUCAAGCUAAGUACCAGCCAAAAAUGUUACCCGUUAGACUGUCCACGAUGGUUUAGUCUAGUGCGUCCCCAUGGUCAGUUUACAAGAUUGUUCAUGAUUUUACUGUUUUAUGUAACAGCAAUAAUAGAAGCGCAUGUGAAUACAUUGUAGGAUUUGCCACCAUAUUUAGUAAAAAAUGUACUAAGAACAAGAAUUUUUUCCACCAUACACUAUAAGUUUAUCUUUGGAUAUAAUCUUGCAAAAUAAAGAACAAAACAUACAUUUAUGAAAAGUAAAAGUACUUGGCUACUUUCCACUGCCGCAUGUUUGUGUUUGUGUAACUCUACAAGUGUACAUAAAUGACUGAGUUGUGCCUUGCAUGUCAGCUGGGUCUGACACCAGCCACAGACAGGCUGAAGGACUGCAGAGUGAAAUCCACUUAUUUUUAGUUUUUAAUACUGAAGAGAUGCUGGUGGCUGAGGCUUGUUCACAUUUGAAUAUUUUGGUUUUAAAACUGUAUAUUUGGAGCUCAAAUCCUCAGCCACCAUCUCUGCUGUAAAUCCAGCGAAUAAAUGCACUCACUGAAAAUCCCUGUUGCUGUGAUGGGAUGAAGUGAUGUCUGUUAACCAGGGCAGAGCCCAGAUGUGUUCACUUCUGCACCCUUUUCCUUUUCAUCAAGCUGGUCUUACUGUACCACACUGAAGUGAGAGCCAGGAGCUCAUCCUUGGGCUUCAAGUGGAGUGGAUUGUGUACGGGUGGAGGUGAAGCUCACAAAACAGGGAGAUGCAGUGUUGACAUUGUGAAAGCCCCUCUGUAUCUGUUUUCAGUUUGAUUACUGCCUGUACCUGAAGCGCCCCAAUGAAAUAGUUUCAUUUCCUCUUUUUGGCGA